AUCAGCGAAGACCCGAUUUUUGUACCAGGUGUCUGGGGACCUUAUUUCUCAGCCAUGGUCCCUGGCUUCUGGCUGAAUGAAGGUGGUCAGAGUGUUACUGGCAAAUUGAUAGACCACUUGGUGCACGGCCAUCCCGCCUUCCCUGAACUGCAGGCCAAGGCUGCAGCCAGAUGCCAGAGUAUAUAUGCAUAUUUGAACAGUCACCUGGAUUUGAUUAAGAAGGCUCAGCCUGUGGGUUUCCUCACUGUUGAUUUACAUGUUUGGCCAGAUUUCCAUGGCAACCGGUCUCCCUUAGCAGAUCUGACACUGAAGGGCAUG
Galeopterus variegatus (Sunda flying lemur) is the source of this 318-nucleotide messenger RNA. Its product is annotated as FGGY carbohydrate kinase domain-containing protein-like. The transcript is spliced from 3 exons. The annotation marks the transcript as partial. Gene Ontology annotation, biological process: carbohydrate metabolic process. The record is from RefSeq and is a predicted model, not a curated record. NCBI's taxonomy places the organism in Eukaryota, Metazoa, Chordata, Mammalia, Dermoptera, Cynocephalidae. Gene Ontology annotation, molecular function: kinase activity.